CUCACUGGAAACCUUUGAACAUGAUCCCGGCAAAUCAGCGCCUGCUCGUCUUUCUGCUGAUCUCUCUCGUGGCCUUGCAGGUCCAGUCGGCACCCGUAGAUUCUGACUGGGCAACUGGACUGAUCCAUCGGGCCAAACGUUCGUUACUAUGGCGAUGGAACACUCUGAAACCUGUGGGUUCUGGAUGUAGAGAUCACUAUGAGUGUGGAACAAACUACUGCAGGAAACACACAUGCGCCUUUAAUAAAGCUCAACCGGCGUAAAUGACGUGAUGAAUCUGGCGCCAAAUUCAAAUUAUGGAAAACAAAAUGGCUAAAAAUCCCCAUCCCUCGAUUUCUCAAACAUCAGAACCUACAUCCAACAUCUAAAGACAGACCUACAUGAAGUGUAUUCAGGUGAAUCUCUCCAAGAAAUGUACAUGUCAUAUUAAACUCCAAAAUAAAAAAGUGAUAAAAUACUUCUCAUUUUGAUUUUGGAGUGAAAUUUGACAAUAUUCUUGACAGAUUCGAUCCUUCAGAAACUCAGGAACAUGCCAAGAACUCCAAGAUCAUCAUCAGCCACCAUUAACAGCGUUGUGCACAUCUUGAUAACAUGUAAAAUAUUAACUUUGCAUGCUCCUGUUUCCGAUUCAAUGAGGCCCAUGUUUGAUCUGAUAAAAUACAUUCAUCUAUGGCAAAAUAUUAUGUAGUAAAUGUAUUUUAUUUUCAGCCGCAUUUUCCCAAAGAAUAAGUAUUUUAUUUAUUUUGUAAAUAUCAGACACAUAAAGUGAGAUGGUGUAACAUGCUUUAUUUUUGUUAAUGUCUUAUUGUUUGUCUCAUUAACUUGUUACAUUGAUAGUGCAAUACAUUUUUUAAAGAAAGUCAUAAACUACAAUGCUCACAUGAUGAAAUAAAUUGAUAAAACAAUUAUUUAAAAAAAAAAAAGAAUCAUUAACAUUUCUUUUAUAAACCUAAAACAGCUGUUGUCAUCAUCACUGGGUCUUUAUUCAGAAGCACAUUCGACAUGAUUAUUUCACAAUUUUAAUUAAAAGCUUGAAUUAUUAUUUCCAUAAAGUUAACAACGGUCGCUGAUGGACAUUACGUCACCUGAAAAUGAAUCUGACACAUCUGGGGGCUCGUCCGGGAAAGAUGAUGGUAGACUGAAGGUCAUUUGAGGAUAAGUAAAACUGAAAUCAGACCACAGUUUCAGAUCAUGUGGUAAUAUUGUUAAAUUCACCAAAACAAAACAACUAGUAAACCCUCAUCCC
This is a messenger RNA of Pimephales promelas (fathead minnow), 1246 nucleotides long. RefSeq names its product liver-expressed antimicrobial peptide 2. The record is from RefSeq and is a predicted model, not a curated record. NCBI's taxonomy places the organism in Eukaryota, Metazoa, Chordata, Actinopteri, Cypriniformes, Leuciscidae. Gene Ontology annotation, biological process: antimicrobial humoral immune response mediated by antimicrobial peptide; defense response to bacterium.